UGCAUACUUCGCAAUGGCGCGAAUCGCGCCGAAAUAUUUUUCAUCACGGCGCAGUUGUCUACCCUGUGUCGCCGGGUGCCGUGACGCGGCUAAUCGCCGCGACGUGGCGCGAGCGUCGCGGUUCGCUUCCGGCGAUACGUCGUCGACGUACAGCGCCAAUUUUUCUUGGCGAGCGUUCCAUUUUCCGGUCGCUUCGCCGGUUUUAUUACGCGUCGCGACAUCGACGACAGUCGACGAGUCGUAUUCGACGCUGCUGUCGUUUCGUCGAUUUUCUUCGUCGAUCACCCUCAGCUUAACGUCAAAAGCGUACGAUUCAACGUCGCUGUCAACUUUCGACGUACAUCUUCGUUAUCAGACGGAAAAAUGGCGACCGCCAUGCCAUCGCGAUUCGCCGUCCUUAGCAUCGAGGAUGACGACUUCAAGCCGAAGAAGGCGCAGAAGAGCGCGACGACGAGUAAGACUAGUGCGAAGAAUAAAAGUGACAAGCCGAAGCAGCAACAGCAGCAGCCGCAACAGCAACAACAAGCGAACAAAAAAAAACAGAACAAAGGAAAGAAGAAGAAAAUAAAUAAUGACGAUCAGCAAUGGGAACAGUGGAAGCAAAAAGAUACGAUGGCCAUCGAAGAAGCAUUUGAACAGGAAUUACAUCAAGCUAUCUUGCUGUCAAAACUGGCAUAUGAAGAAGAAUUAGUCAGCACGGCAAAGAAUGAAAAAGAACAAGAACAGAUAAAAAAGUCUGGUAAAAAAUCAAAGAAGACAACCAUGUCUAUAGUAGAAUUCAAUAGUCUGUCGUCAAAUCUACUAUCAUCACCAAUAUCAAAUGAACUUGUAGAUAAAUCGAAAGAAAUAGACGCAGAGUUUUUUGACAGAGUAGAGAAGGAAACAAAAGAAGAAAUAACAAAGGGAAAAGAAAAGGAUAUGCUGAAAGCUAGAUUUAAUAAAAUCGAUGACGAUAUAACGUCCGCGCAAUUAAGAGUAGAGAUUGAAAAACGUGAUGAAAUAAUCGAGCAAUUAAGAACCGAAGUACAUACAUUGAAAGAAGAGUUAACACAAGUUAAGGAAAGAAAUAAAAAAUUAUAUCAAAUAUUAUCACACGGCGAGAUGAAGGAUAAAGCAUCCGUACUAGCUGAAGUCGCAAAACUGCAAGAAAUACGUGAUGAAUUAACGACCGAAGUAACAUCUUUACAUGCUCAAUUGGAGCAAGAAAGAUCUAAAACACGUACAUCCAGCGCAGACUUGAAAACAUCUAAACAAACUAACAAAAAGAAGCCGGCCAAUGAAAAUGCCUAAUUCGCUUUUUGCGGAAAAUUGUACCAUUGUGAUCUAAUUUUUAUUGAUGAUAUAUACUUAUUGAUUAAGUUGCAAUCUGAAAAACAUUACGUUUGCAAAAAGAAAAAUUUCGAUCUCUUAUAAUAUAUUUUAUAUUUACUUGUUAAAUGUAAGUUUAAGAUACAAUUAGAUGAUAGCUCUUGUUAGCUCGAUUGUUUCAAAUGUAUAUUAUGAAAAUACGAUUAUAGCCUAUACAUUAGCAACUAUUUUUCUUUCCUUUUUAAGUGAUGCAAUAUGCGCUUUAUUUUUCACACUUUUUAUUGUUUUAACUAGUUAGUUAUGGAAGGCAUUAUGAAAAAGUAAUUUUUUAUUUAUGAACAGAAUCUAUAUGCGCUUUUGCAAAUUAUCAGUUUUAUCGUACAUGUUAUAUUAUCAUCUUGCAUAUAGUAGAUAGUUUUAAAAGAAUAAAAGAUAGUAAGAUAUUUUUUUUAAUUUAGCAAUAUUAAAGAAAUUUCAUAUGUUUGUAAAGAGAUCUGCACAAAGGCUCUUCCAGAAUAAAUAUUUUAUAAUGUAU
Camponotus floridanus (Florida carpenter ant) is the source of this 1843-nucleotide messenger RNA. RefSeq names its product G kinase-anchoring protein 1. The transcript has 6 exons. Gene Ontology annotation, biological process: signal transduction. Gene Ontology annotation, cellular component: Golgi apparatus. NCBI's taxonomy places the organism in Eukaryota, Metazoa, Arthropoda, Insecta, Hymenoptera, Formicidae. The coding region runs from base 364 to 1290 and encodes 308 amino acids. The record is from RefSeq and is a predicted model, not a curated record.